AUGGGACUUAUUAAAACUGGUCUCACCUUGGCUGGUGGCUACGGGCUUAUCAAAGCCGCCUCCAAGGCCGCAAACGACUAUCACGAUGGCAAAGCCAAGCGCCACAGCCAAAAUCAACCCCAGUCUUAUCCUCACCAGCAAUAUCACCCAGGCCAGGAACAACAAAUGGGGUACACGUACCCGAACCAGAUGAACAAUACCUUCUCUCAGCCACAAUCUCGCGCCGUCGAGCACCAAAUGAAACAUGGAGAGCCAACCCCACCCCCAUACCACCAAGUAUCGAACUUCGAAAUGCCCCACCAGACACAACAUGGGUCGGCUCAGGAAUACUAUUCAGGAAAAUCGAAGUAG
This is a messenger RNA of Penicillium cinerascens, 351 nucleotides long. RefSeq lists its product as uncharacterized. NCBI's taxonomy places the organism in Eukaryota, Fungi, Ascomycota, Eurotiomycetes, Eurotiales, Aspergillaceae. The coding region runs from base 1 to 351 and encodes 116 amino acids. The record is from RefSeq and is a predicted model, not a curated record. The transcript is spliced from 2 exons.